Molecule: messenger RNA, 2894 nt
Organism: Nyctereutes procyonoides (raccoon dog)
Lineage: Eukaryota; Metazoa; Chordata; Mammalia; Carnivora; Canidae
Gene: CTTN
Product: cortactin
Exons: 18
Coding region: 176-1801 (541 amino acids)
Biological process (GO): regulation of actin filament polymerization
Cellular component (GO): focal adhesion; cortical actin cytoskeleton; site of polarized growth
Molecular function (GO): actin filament binding
Source: RefSeq, a predicted model, not a curated record
CGCGGAACCGGAAGUGGACCGGGCGCCGGGAGCCGCAGGCGCGGCGGGGCCGGGGCGGCGGAGCGAGUCGGGGCGGCGACAGAAUCACUCCCAAAUGCCUGGAAAUUCCUCACCGGAUCCCUGGGCUUUACACAGAAAUUCGUGAGCAGCCUUUCGUCUUCAGCCGGAAAGAAAGAUGUGGAAGGCUUCGGCAGGCCAUGCUGUGUCCAUCACCCAGGACGAUGGGGGCGCCGAUGACUGGGAGACAGACCCUGACUUUGUGAACGACGUGAGCGAGAAGGAGCAGAGGUGGGGGGCGAAAACCGUGACGGGGUCUGGGCACCAGGAGCACAUCAACAUACACAAGCUGAGAGAGAAUGUUUUUCAAGAACACCAGACCCUCAAGGAAAAGGAGCUUGAAACGGGACCAAAGGCCUCUCAUGGUUAUGGCGGGAAGUUUGGCGUGGAGCAGGACAGGAUGGACAAGUCAGCUGUCGGCCAUGAGUACCAGUCGAAGCUCUCCAAGCACUGCUCCCAGGUGGACUCCGUCCGGGGCUUUGGAGGCAAGUUUGGUGUCCAGGUGGACAGAGUUGAUCAGUCUGCUGUAGGCUUUGAAUACCAGGGGAAGACUGAGAAGCACGCCUCACAGAGAGACUACUCAAGUGGGUUCGGUGGCAAGUACGGCGUGCAGGCUGACCGGGUGGACAAGAGUGCCGUGGGCUUCGACUACCAGGGCAAGACGGAAAAGCACGAGUCACAGAAAGAUUACUCGAAGGGUUUUGGUGGCAAGUACGGCAUUGACAAGGAUAAGGUAGACAAGAGUGCUGUCGGCUUUGAAUACCAGGGCAAGACAGAGAAACACGAGUCCCAGAAAGACUACGUGAAAGGAUUUGGAGGAAAAUUUGGUGUACAGACAGACAGACAAGACAAAUGUGCUCUUGGCUGGGAUCACCAGGAGAAAUUGCAGCUGCACGAAUCCCAAAAAGAUUAUAAGGCUGGUUUCGGAGGCAGAUUUGGUGUUCAGUCCGAGAGGCAGGACUCCUGUGCUGUGGGGUUUGAUUACAAGGAGAGACUGGCCAAGCACGAGUCCCAGCAAGACUACUCCAAAGGAUUCGGUGGAAAAUAUGGGGUGCAGAAGGAUCGGAUGGAUAAGAAUGCUUCCACAUUCGAGGAUGUCGCCCAGGUGGCCCCUGCUUAUCAGAAGACUGUCCCUGUCGAGGCAGUGAACAGCAGAACAAGUAACAUCAGAGCCAACUUUGAAAACCUGGCUAAGGAGAAGGAGCAGGAGGACAGACGGAAGGCAGAAGCGGAGAAGGCCCAGAGGAUGGCAAAGGAGAGACAGGAGCAGGAGGAGGCCCGGAGGCAGCUGCAUGAGCAAGCCCAAGCCCAGGCCCAAAAGCCAACACCCCCUGCAUCCCCGACUCCUCAGCCAGCUCAGGAGAAGCCGCCUCCAAGCCCUGUCUAUGAGGACGCAGCUUCAUUCAAGGCUGAGCCUGAGCCCGUGUACAGCAUGGAAGCCGCCGACUACCAAGAUGCCAGCAGCCAGCAGGGCCUGGCCUAUGCCCCUGAUGCAGUCUAUGAGGCCACAGAGGCCCCAGGCCACUAUCAAGCAGAGGAAAACACCUAUGACGAAUAUGAAAAUGACCUUGGGAUCACGGCCGUCGCCCUGUAUGACUACCAGGCUGCGGGUGAUGACGAAAUCUCCUUUGACCCUGACGACAUCAUCACCAACAUAGAGAUGAUCGAUGAUGGCUGGUGGCGUGGGUUGUGCAAGGGCAGGUAUGGGCUCUUCCCAGCCAACUAUGUGGAGCUGCGGCCGUAGGGCACCCGGGGACGGAGGCCAGAGUGCAGAGCCCAGGCAGGAGGCCGCUGUACAUACUGCUUUUAUACAUGAUGCUUCUGCUGACACUUUGGAAAUGCUCAUGCCACAGAAUUUGCUAAUAUAUUGUAAUCAUGCUCCUUAGGAGGACUCCGGUAAUCGAUUUUAUGCGUUUAAGGCAUUGUCUUUGUUUUUGCCAAAUGGACUGUCGUGUGGAGUCACUUGAGGGACCCUUAGGUGUCCUGAGUGCAUGCUGGCCUUGCCCCCAUUGGCAGCAGGCGGGACCCUGACACAUGCUACCUGUCCUCAGACCGGCUGUAUGGUGUUGGGUGGAGUCCCCGUCCUCGGAAGAGGGAAGCCUGACGGGAGGUUAGGACGAUGGGCAGGGGUGCAACGGGCGGCAGCUUUAACUCCAGGUGGGACAGCCUUCAUGUUUCCCCAGACGGCUCUCCUCUUCCCCUCUUCACCCUCCUGGUCGCCUGGUGCCAGGAGGGCUCGCUCCUGUCCCUGCUCCCACCUCCGAAGUGGUGUCAUCCAGUGCCACACACACUGCCCUCCGGCGUGGCCUGUUGUGUGGGUUUGAGGACCUCGAGUCGCCUGCACGCGGCCCCCUGCAGCUGGGCCCUGUGUUUGCUGUGUGAGAAAUGGCCCUUUGUUGCGGGCAGGCAGGUGCCUUCUCUGCCGUAAACACCAGAAACAUUUUUCCAUCAAGGCAGUCAUGUUCUCUGUGCUAAAAUACCACGUCAGGUGAGAGGAAAAUGUGCCUGAUUCACUUGGCUGAAGCAUGAAGCAGAGAGUGAUUCUCCCCCCAGGAUGCACCCUGUGGACACUGCAUGGGAGUGCAUUGCCCUCCUGAGAGCUGGGGAGGCCAGGUCGGCGCCUGCGACAGUCAGGGGUGGUGUCUUUCUGGAAGAUUCUGUGUCCCGGGUGUCUGGGACAUUAGCGUCUACUUCCUGAAGCGCAUUUCUGCAUAAUCCUUGCUUUACCACAAUUAGGUCGGGUUUUAUAUGCAAUUACUGUAUCUAAGUUUCUGUAGCACACAUCAUAGGUAUGAUUUUUUUAAAUUAAAUAUUCAAAAUAAACUUUUUUUGAUCCA